Molecule: messenger RNA, 897 nt
Organism: Protopolystoma xenopodis
Lineage: Eukaryota; Metazoa; Platyhelminthes; Monogenea; Polystomatidea; Polystomatidae
Source: the annotation of a GenBank genome assembly
AUGGCCGUGCCCAGGAUGCCUUCUACUGGGACUCGCUGGCUUGGUGACCAUCUUGAUUGUGCAAUGAAAUACAUCUUAUCUAAGGCCCGACGAAUGCAGAAAACACCUACACAUCCCUCAGCUCCUAGCUUCGGAUCCUCUGAAAGUCUCGAUGGUUUCGAAAUGCAUUACACGAAAACUCCGGCUCAAAGUGACAGUAAAAAUGAGAGUUCGCUGCGCACAUGGCGUUGUUCAAUACCAUUUCCUAAUGUCCAUCCUGACAUUGUGAUUGGAGCUCUCUGGAAUUUCCGGUAUAAAUGGGAUCCUGAAAUAGAGUCUUGCCAUCUGGAAGAUCAGUUGACGGAUCAGAUACAGCUUUGUCGAGUCGGUUUCCGUACUUGCCACGCUCAAAACAUCCGAUGGGCUCGACUGCUACGCGGACAUCUGACCUCAGCAUCAUCGGCUAUAACUACUACAGAAUUGUUCGAUUGCGCUCCCUCUCCCCCUUCGCUUCUCUCUCUGUCUACUCCGCCUUCCUCUUCAUUCUCUCCUGCUACCUCUUCAAGUGGCCACCGGACGACAGCCAAGACGAUGGCUUCCAGUCCCGUUAUAGUCUCCAGCUCUUCCGGCCACCUCGCCUUUAGGCCGACCCUUAUGCCGGGUUCUGACUGGGUUCGGGCAAUUUAUGUAUCUGAGUCUAUCGAUCGAACAAAGACUCCUAACCCUGCACGGCGGUUUAUUAAAGGCAGGAAUCAGCGCUGCCGCCGGCUUUCCGGCAGCAACGAGACGCCGGGCUGGGACUCCUUAUGGCCAACUUUGUCAAUGACUUGUGUAUACAAAGAGCACUUGCUCGCCGAGAGAGCGCCAGGUGCUUUUGGAUGUCGGGUUUCGAUAGUUUCCAAAAUUGACCUUGGGUGA